This is a messenger RNA of Phytomonas sp. EM1, 1884 nucleotides long. NCBI's taxonomy places the organism in Eukaryota, Euglenozoa, Kinetoplastea, Trypanosomatida, Trypanosomatidae. The record is from the annotation of a GenBank genome assembly.
AUGCUUCGUGUGUGUUGCAAACGUUACGUUGUGUUCACGCAAGGCAUCCCACACCUCCGUACAUUUGCGGAUCACUUUUUCCUAAAAACCCAUCCUCUCCGCUCGAGCAACGUAUGGCUUGACGAGAAAGACUUUGAAAUAAAUCAAAAGUGUGCCUUCCUUCUGGGAAAGCCUGAUCCGCUGCGCAUCAAUCCGAUGAGUCAUCAUCCUGAACGCUCGCCGUACGCGAAGAUGAGGAGAAAACCAAAACACCAUAAGACCACCACCCCUGUUUCAUCACCUUUAUCACUCCCCUUAUCAACGACCCAGGCGAAUGCCGACGCGAUGACAGGCAGCCAUGCCGAGAGUAGUGUGAACAGCAGAACGACGUCAAAAUCCGUGGAGUGGGAGUACAAGGUGCCGAUCUGUAGCAGCUAUCUUUACCGUCAUCUUUUCUUGUACAACCUGGAACAGAUGGUGCUCUUACGCGACCCCGAUUCAUCCCCUUCUCCUAUGUGUUUCAGCUCCUUGCCGCCGUCGCGCAGUACGGCGGCCCACGCAUUGCGGGAUCGCUUCCCGGAGCCCAAGGGCUCGUCCUCAACAAAGGGGCACUUCUCCAUCCACACGCGGCGGGCGUUUUCGGAGUUCCUUCAGCCCCAGCUGCAGCAGUUGCAGCAUACCCACCAGUACGACUCUCGGUGGUGGGGUACGGUGAUGCAGUGGAAACGACUGGAGGUGAUGCCCCGGCCUUUGCAGCAGCCGCAUAUUGUAUUCAUAAAAUUAUACUCAAAGCUUGUCCAUAUCUCGUUAAUUGACAACGCCGAGGAAAUUCUGAUGCACUCUUAUAUUUCUGGUAAGAGUGGUGUGUUUCAUUGUUUAAACCUUGGUUCAGAUCUAGACGAUAACCCCAAUCAUGCGCAUCACACCCCUUCACUCGCUAAAACGCAAGGUGGCAUGUCUGUGGGUCACAGAGAUCCUGAGAUGGAGGGGAUCGGUCCGAUGGGGCCCUCCAUCUCGGGUACUACUAGGAACAUAGCAAAGGCCGACAUUUUUUUUCCUUUUAUGACCAAUAAUCGGGCCUUCGCCUUUAAUAUUAUCCAAGAUAUGAAAUUGCAUCAGUAUACAGUUCCUUUGUACUUUAGCGCGAUUCAGCUGCGGCAAUACAAAUUAUCCUUGCGGUGUGAUGCCUCCGGCAUCUCCUUCCAGGAGCUGAGUACUUCGCUACCCCCUUCCCUGAAGCACGUGGACGAGGCUCAGGAGGAGGACCCAUCCUAUGAGGGCUCCCCGUCAGUCGCGCCUCUGAAGCGUUACUUCUACCAUCUUUCCCAGGUCAGCUUCCCGGAGUCCUUUAGGAUACCACCGCACGUCAUCGCCGCCGAGCUGGAGCACACGGCGGGGCAGCCUUUGCACGGAAUCUCUGGGGCCCCGCUGCCAUACGUGAGGCUGCUUGAGGAGAAUUUGCUGCUGCAAAAUCCAAACCUCGCUGCGGUGCUCCGUGCGCCCUGUCAUGGGGGUCGUGGGGAGACCGACAGCAGCCCGUGCCUUGACGCCCAGACGACAGCGAAGGACUCCGUGCGGGAGCUUUCGGAUGACGCACUCAAGGCACUUCUGGAAGGGCGCGCCUCACCUGCCGUACACAACGGGCGCAGUCUGUGGUUUUCGGCCGAAGAUAUACUUCAACAUGGUGGGAUUGUGGAUGUGAAUGCGACCCCCGUUGAAGUGAGUGGCCAUGAUACCUUUGACUAUACUCGUGGGAAUAUCCACAAUUCUGCUGGGGAAGGAGGGUUGAGUUUUGAUACGGUGUGUAAGAAUAACGCCAAUUUGAAGCAUAAGCUGUUUAACGUAGAUUGCUUAGUGAACCCAAAUGAGGGGUAUCGGAUCAUAAACCAGCGGGUACCCUCAUGA